GGCUCGCGUUUGUCCGUUGUCGUUCUGAAGUCUGUUUUUAUUAGUAAAAUUACUUACAGUAGUUAUUGAAAGAAAAUAACAAUUAUGAGUUUAACUAAAUAAACUAUUGGCUGAUUUUUACAGCUAUUUUACAAUUUGUGGUGAAGAAGCUGAAUAUGUGAAAAACGCUCUCAAGUCAGGGUAUGCUGUCAUAAUUUGUCAACUAUUAGUAGAUAUAGGUUUCUAAGAUAUUCCAUUGCUUUGGAAACCGGUGACAACGCAUAGUGGUUAAAGAAAUUAAUAUUUUGGUCGUGUAUGAAAGAUAAGUCAAUUGAAUAAUUGUACAACAAAGAUUUGCUUUAGAACCAUGUGGCAUUGACAGUCAGUUUAAAGAGACAAUAAAAUAAUGCACGAAAGAGGUCACUGUAGUCCAACCUGACCGGACGGUCGUCUUUUUGAAGGCGAUUUGUUUCGAUUUUUGUUGACACUUUAGCAAUGGCAAAGAGAAAGAAACCAGCAUCUAAGACGCCAGCGCCUAGGCGCACUACUCGCCGCGGUAAACAAGCUAGCAAUGUCGAUGGCGAGUCCUCAUCUGCAAAUCCGCCGCCAGUUGAGCCAACAGCAGAGUCCACUCAGUCAACUAGUAAUGCUAUUGAAGAACAGUCAGUGGAUCAAACUACCAAACAAACUAAUUUGCCUAUUACCAAACCAUGCCAAGUACCAAUUGUGGCUUUACAUAAGAAAUUUGGCAAAUAUAGGUGUUUAUUUAACAGUGAAGAAAACAGUGUCAAGAAAAAUGAAGUUUGUAGUGAUAGUGAGACAAGUAGCAGCAUAGAAAUAAAAGUUAUAGACCCUUGUGCUAGUUCUGAAUCUGAUUCAAAUGCUGCACUAGACACACAGACUGAAAGUAAUGUAGGUUUAUGUGUAAGCCCUUGUAAUAACACAGUGAUUACUUCACAGAGCCAAAGCAGUUCUGGGAAUGUAUCUCCCAUUUCAAUAUUGAGUGAGAAUCAACCUUCCACUGAAAAUAUGCCUGUAGAACAUAUUAAUGAAGAAAAUGAGAAAGUUAUAGAUUUAGAAGCUACCUCAGCUUCAAUACCUAUUGUAGAUAUAACUGAAAAUGAAUCAGUAGAUAACUCUAUUGAACAAACUCAAAGUACCUCAGAGCAUGCGUGUCUAUUGCCCCAAGACAUUCCAUUGGAAGAUGACCAAAUUGAUCAAAUUGAAUUCGCUGACGAUGAUGAUGAAGUGAUUACAAUAGUUCAAAUAGUAGAAGAUGAUAAUCCAGAACUAUAUUAUAAUAUCAAAAUUGACAGCCCUAAAGAUGAAACAAAUGAUGAAAGUAAUAAAGAUGCUGAUAUCCAGCGUCACUUUGAGAAUCUCAAUCUCACCAAUACAAGUGAAUCCAAUUCACUUAUGGAAUUCAAUGACUCGCUAAACUCUAACGGUACUCCUUGCAGUACCCCAGAAUUACAAUUUCCUAAGGAACAAUUGGAUGUUUUAGUUAGACCUGAUCCCAGUAUUACACCUAGCUCUACAUUGUCUGAUGACAGUAAUUCUUCAAGAGCUACUGAGCAAAACCAAACAAAUUCCAAUGACUCAGCAGAAUCAUCACCAACAGGAGUGAGACGGUCUAGUCGUAUCAAAACAAUAAGUCACAUGAAACAAAAAACUAAAGGAUAUGGUUUAGUUAAAACUCCAUUGAAAAAAGCCUUGAUUACACAGACAAAGUUAAAGUUAGAAGAAUUGGGCUCAGACAGUCAGGAGAGACCAUCAGAUGCAUUGAUGAUUAAUGCACCAAACUCUCCAUCUUUCCCUGUACCUUCAGAUAUGCCAGUUAAAGUAAAGUCUCGAUGGAGAAGGUCUAGUGAAUUAGAAAUGGGAGCAGGUUCACCUGCCAAUUCACCUCUAGCUAGUCCUAGCUUGCCAACACAGAGGAUGUCAUCGCUAACUGAGGUUAACAAUGACGAAUCUGAAAUUCGACCACUGUCAAAAGAGGCAUAUGACAAGAUAAUUGAUGACCGGAUGAACCAAUAUGAACACUUAGAAGAGAAUGAAUAUCUCUGUGAUAGAAUGAUUAGUAAAGAAACUAAGAAAAUGAUAUGUGACUGUUUUAUGACCAAAGAGGAGCUUGAAAGAGGAGAAUUAGCUUGCGGAGAAGACUGCUUGAAUAGGUUACUUAUGAUAGAAUGUAACUCAAGGUGUCCUGUAGGGGAUAGAUGUACAAACAGAAGAUUCCAAAAAAGAGAAAAUGCAUCAUUAAAGGUAUUUUAUGCAGACAAAAAGGGCUGUGGGGUUGAAGCUGCAAUAGAUAUACCUGUUGGUGAAUUCCUAAUGGAAUAUGUAGGAGAGGUGCUUGAUUAUGAGCAAUUCUACAAAAGAGCUCAGGAGUACUCAGAUGAGAACAACAUGCAUCAUUACUUUAUGUCACUGAAAGGAGAUACUGUUAUUGAUGCCACUGUGAAAGGCAAUAUAUCUCGAUUCAUCAACCAUUCCUGUGAACCUAAUGCAGAGACUCAAAAGUGGACAGUUAACGGAGAGCUCCGGAUAGGUUUCUUCAGCAAGAGGGACAUUCCUGCUGGCGAGGAAAUCACCUUUGACUACCAGUUUCAGAGAUUUGGCAAGGUUGCUCAACGCUGCUAUUGUGGUGCCAGCAAUUGCCGAGGUUGGAUCGGUGCUGAACCUGACUCAGAUGAUGAGGAUGAGGAGGAGGAGGAAGACGUUACGACGUCGAAGACAGCAGAGGAGAAUGCAGAGAGUCGGCCCGCGACCGACGAGCCUCGACCGCGACCGCGACCCCGCGAACGCAAGUACAAGCCAAAGGCCAAUGAUCUCGUACAAGACGCAGAUCUCGAAGAAGAUUUGGAAGCACUAAAUCGUACAGGCGUUAAGAACCAGAGUCAUACGCUCCGUUUGUCACGGACGGUGGUUAGGGCUAAGACUCGUCGCGCGCAGACCGCGUUGUUGCGUUUACUCCGCGACGCUGACUUGCCGUGUAGACGUCUGUUCCUCGACUACCGCGGGCUGCGACUGCUGGCUCCCUGGUGUACUGAUGCACCUAUGGACUUCAGAUGGGAGAUGCUGCAGACGGUGGAUCGGUUGCCGAUAACAAACAAAACUAUGGUGCAAGAGAGUCGUUUCUUCACAAUUGUCGAACGUUGGCUCAGUGCCGCUGAUAACACAAAUGAAUUAAUCCUUAUUGAUGAAGCUACUGGCUUACCAGUGGAUUUGGGAAACAGAACCGCUCAAGACAAUGCACUGGCGGAGAAGAAUAAAGAAAUCUCACAAAAAGUAAAAGAACUCUCAAGUCAGCUACUUGAACGUUGGUCGAGCCUCAAGGAAGUAUUCAAGAUUCCAAAAAAGGAGCGUAUACAACAAAUGAAGGAACAUGAACGGCAAGCGAACGUGGAACGUCGCGCUGCGGAUUCUAGCGGCUCCAGAGAUAGAGACCGUGAGCGAGACAAGCGCGAAGAGAGAGACAGAAGAGAAGAGAGGGACAGGCGCGACGAGAGGGAGAAGGAAAGAGAGAGAGAACGAGAACGGGAAAGGGAACGGGAGCGGGAGCGGGAACGUGAACGCGAACGCGAGCGGGAGCGGGAGAGAGACCGUGAGAGGGACAAAGACAGGAGUGAUAGGGAGCGUGACAGAGACAGAUAUAGAGAUCGUGAUAGGGACGACAGAGACAGAAGGAAAAGGCGCGGCAGUCCUGAAGGCAGAAGAAGUAUAAAGUUAAGCGAGCGUGUUCUAGCAGCGGUACCGCCUAUGUCUAAAGAGGAAAGAAGGCGAGCUUUCGCCGAAGCCGCCGCGGCCGCGGACGAGAACCGAACCCGGAGCUGUGAACAGGCGCGAUGGCCUCCGUACUGGCCCAAUCAGGACGCGUACCCUCACCAGGUGCAGAACAUGCAAAUGUUUCCUGGCGCGAUGGUGGGGGGCGUAGGCGGCAUGGGGCCGAUGGGCGGAGUUGGGGGCGUGCCUGGAUGCGAGGGGGAGUGGGGGGGUGAGUUCCCGCAACAGUUCUGUCCGCCAUUCCCCUCGCAGCCUUUUUGCAUGCCACAACCAAAUAUGAUGGGCAUGGCCGGGUAUGGUAUGGGCGGGUUUAUGUUCGGGCAGCAGAUGCAACAAAUGCCUCAAAUGCCACAGAUGCCGCAAAUGCCACAAAUGCAGCAAUUUGCGCCGCAACCACAGCCGCUGAUGGAUCCCACACAACCGCCACCUGGUAUGAUGUUAGCGGAACCAUUGCCCACCGCGCGUAUAACGCCGCCCGCGGCAGCGGCAAACGUGGCGGCGAGCGGCACUGUUGGCACUGUCGGCAGUGUUGGCACUCUCGGCAGUGAGCGCAAGGAGGUGUUACUGCCGUCUAUGUGGCGGUCGGCGGUGGACGAGAAGGGCCGCACGUACUAUUACCAUGUGAAACUGCGGCAGCCGCAGUGGACGCCUCCCACGCCGCCCCCGCCCCCAUCACCAGAUGAAAGUUCUUCAGAAGAAGAAGAUGAACCAAUGUCUGCCAUAGAUACUGCAAUAGUGAGGAGGCAGAUGAAAGGCAAACUUGUGGAGGGAGUUAACGGCAUAUACGAAGUAAUAAAAGAAGACUCUCAUAACGGACUGAUUCCUGAUCACGCGUUGCUCAAUAUGAAACCGAGAAAACGACGGCCCGGACUUGUUUCAGAAAGGCCUAUAAGCCCGCGUACCGAAGAGGAUAAGCUGGCCGGUCGUAUGGAAGUGAAGAGGUACAAACAGACUAAGGAGAAGUUGCGUCGUCGCCGUGAACGUCUCGUGCAGCGAGUGAGACUGUUGGCGGCGAGACGGGCGAGAGACGUGCCCGCCGAUCUCAAUGAUCUUAAGAUGAUAGAUUUGGAAGAGACGGACAGCGAGACCGACGAGGAUCCGGAUGACGUGCCGGAGAAGGUCCGCUCCCCCUCCCCCCCGCCGGUGGCGGCGGAGCCGUCCCCCCCCGCGCUGGACGAGGAGGGCGUGCGGCGCAUCAAGGAGCAGUUCCGCAGCAGCAUGGCGCGCGUGAUGGUGCACCACCUCAACCCGUACAGGCACUCGGACGCGCCCGCCGGCAGGAUCACCUGCACGGCUGACUUCAAACACCUCGCCAGGAAGCUCACGCACUUUGUUAUGUUAAAAGAAUUGAAGCACUGUCGUAGUGUAGAAGAGCUGGUAGUCACCGAUUCUGUACGGUCGAAAGCCAAAAUGUUCGUGCGGAAGUACAUGGCGAAAUUCGGCCCAGUGUACAAGCGACCACCCGAAGAGGCAGACUAGCAGGAAAUGAGGCGGUUUCGCCUCUCGCUGUUACACAAAAAAGUGAGUCGAACAAACGCC
Molecule: messenger RNA, 5304 nt
Organism: Diatraea saccharalis (sugarcane borer)
Lineage: Eukaryota; Metazoa; Arthropoda; Insecta; Lepidoptera; Crambidae
Source: the annotation of a GenBank genome assembly